Cladocopium goreaui is the source of this 1404-nucleotide messenger RNA. The record is from the annotation of a GenBank genome assembly. Lineage: Eukaryota; Dinophyceae; Suessiales; Symbiodiniaceae.
UUGCGCCAGCGGGAAACAUAUAAACAUGGCGCUCCACCACAAAGACAUCGGAGCCAUUCAGCGUGCUGUAAUCAUCGGUUCAGCCAUUUAUUGCUGCCUGGUGACUGCUGGGACUGCUUUUGGCUUCAGCGCUUUGAUGCCGUCCUUAUUGAAAGUUGGAGCGUUUGCCAAAGUCUGUCAACCUGGCAUAAGAUCAUGCAAUGAGCAGAUCGCUCGCUUGACAGGAAUGUUCACUCUUGCGUCUUCUUUGCUCAAUAUUUUUACGCUUCCAUCCGGCGCGAUGCUGGAUGCAUUGGGCCCCAGAGCCACAGCGGCAGUCUUUGGCGGCUUGGCGACAUUUGGCUGUUGGAUUUAUUCUCUUGGACCCGAGAAUGACACCAACUAUACAGUUGGUUUUAUCUUGAUGUCACUGAGCGGACCUUACAUUUUCAAUUGCACGAUGAGUUUUGGAAACUUCUUCCCUGCGCAUGCAGGUCUUAUCACUGCCUGUUUGGUGGGAAGUUUUGAUGCAUCCUCUGGUGAUUUUGCUAUCUUAGCGUCGAUGAUUGACACCGGCUUGUCUUUUGGAACAGCCUUCCGGCUUUUAGCGCUGAUGACAGCCACUUGUUGGCUCACAACCUUUGCGUGGCCUGAUUCGCCGGUCGAGUCGGCCAAGGAAAGUGAGCGGCGGGAACUUGUGAAGCGCGACGUUUGGGAAAUUUGCAGAAGUGCUGAGUUCUGGCUGCUGGUCUACACAGCUUCUAUCUCAAUGAUCUCUCUGAACUUCUUCAUUGCAACUGCAUACCCACAAUUGCUUUCUGGAGGACUUUCAGGGGAGGAUGCUGACACUCUGAACUCGGACUUUGCCUGGCUUUUGCCCGCAGGUGGAAUCGUUUUUGCGCCUCUGAUUGGCACUAUCGUUGACAGGCUGGGUGUUGCAAUGGGCUAUAUUAUCCUGCAGUGUACCUACGGAGCCUUCACUUUUUUGCUCAUGGUCUAUUCCACUAUCGGAACCAGCUAUUCCUUUCCAAGAGCUGCCUUUGUGUGUUUUGCUUUCUGCCGGCCCCUUUUCUAUACCUUGAAUCCGGUGUUUUGUGGUCGACAUUUUGGGCAGUCCAACUUUGGAUCAAGCUUUGGCUUGACUUUGACCAUUGCUGGCUUCUGCAAUCUACUGGUACAGCCUUUGGCGUCUUUGGCGAAUACUCGUGGGUUUCCUUUGAUCAACAGUAUCCUGGGCUUGCUCCAAUUCUCAACGAUCCUUUUUCCGAUUUGGCUUAUGAAACGAACGGAGACGAAGCACGGUGAUACGCUUCCUUACUCAAGCGCAUAGUCUGAUUCUCUAAACCAAAUGACGCCUGAAGAAUAAACUAGUUGAAUAACAAUCAAUCUACAUUUAUGGAGAAAUUAUUCUGAACUGAACAUUGG